CAAGGACGGUCGUGUAUGACGCUUAAGCCGGCAUCCGCGUGUAUAAAACAUUCGAAAAACGAAUAUCGCUUAUAAAUAUAAAGUGCUCACAUUUUAAUACUUUCUAAUUAAAAGUCUUAGAUUAUGUGUAUGUGUAUGUAGUUUUGUGUUUCGUGGAGUUUUUUUUUUUGUUUUGGACUGCAUUCGGGGAGCGGAUAAACGCAUCUCGAAGGUACAUAUAUACUUCUACUUGGAAAAACAACAGCAACUGUUUAUGAAGAUUUAACCGGUACAAUGUGGUCAGGCAAGAAGGGUUCGGAGGGCGGCGCCGGUACUCCUACUGAGGAGGAGAUCAAAGUUGUAUUGGUGGGAGAUACACAGUGCGGCAAAACAUCACUGGUCCAGAGAUUUGUCUCCGACAAUUUUGUUGAGGCGUACACACCGACUGGCUUCGAAAAAUACGGCUACACCAGCCCUGUGGCUGAUUAUAGAGUCAAUUUCUCAGUAUGGGACACUUCAGGUACAACAGCGUACGACACAGUCAGACCACUAGCUUACCAGGACGCGAAAAUAUUCAUGUUAUGUUUCAAUAUCGCUGAACCAGAAAGCUUAAACAACGCUGCAGCAAAGUGGUAUAGAGAGGUUCGCACACAUGGGGGAUCUGCUCCAGUACUACUUUGCGGUUGUAAGGCCGACCUCAGACACGACAAGGAAACGCUCACGAUGCUGUCGAAGCUAAGAACACAUCCAGUCACCAGCGAAGAGGCUCUAUCAGUAGCCAGACAGUUAGGAGCGACAACCUACGUGGAAACAUCAGCCCGUGCAUCCAGCAAAGGCGUAAAAGAUGCCUUCGAAGUAGCAGCUUUGGCAGCUCUAGGAAAGUUGAAUAAACAACAAAUAAAACAACAGAAGCAAGUGGGACGUAGCAAGAGUAAGCGUGACUUGAAAGCUGAGCUGAAAGGACGAGCGAAGAGCUGUUGCGUCAUGUGAUCCGUAGCCGGCCACCCUUCAAGGUGGCCGCACGACUGCUAGGCGACCACCGCCCUUCAGAUAUCAUACUACCCCCUUUUGGAAAUAAAAACAAUUUGUUCCAAUGAUAUGAAUAAGGAACAGUAUCGGGCCUAAUGAUGCGCCUUGUUGAACCCCCGACCAUAAGUUGCACCGCAAACUUCUAUUUAAUGCGAUGAAAAUAUACGAAAGACUUUAUUUAAAAGUUUAAAAAUUUACAGUGUUUUAUUAUAUACGAAAUUUAUUAAAUCGAAAAAGUAAUUUCAAUGGUGAAUAUAGAUAAGUUGGAUAUAAUAUCUUUAAUGUAACUGGAACAGAGUUCGUUUAACAUAAAAUUGUAAGGCGUAAGAAAAUUCCUAUAUGAUUCAUUGGAUCUAAGGUGCAAUGAUUUAACAGCCCUCAGGGUUGGGAGCGUGAAAAGCCUGUGAUAAUGUUUAAAUAGAGGAUUUUUGGUAAUACGAGAUUAGAGUUUGGAAUUUAGAAAGGCAAUCGACGCUCAUUCUCACAAUCACGGGAUAUCAUAUAACAUUUAAUGAGACAGAAUUAUAUAUAAGGGUUUCUAUUUACAGCAAUUUAUGUACAAGAAAAGCAUAACGUAGCUAAAUGUGUGUUUUCAUAUACAGAAAAUAAUAUUAAUGUAUAAUUCAUGUUUUUUUUCUAAUAUAGAGUCAUAACGGUAUGCUAUGUAAAUACCAAAUUAAUUGUUAAGUAAUUUCGGUAAAUUCGAUGUGCUCAAAUUUAGCAAAGGCAUUUUUAAAGUAAAUAUUUAAAAAUUUAGAUAAAUGAUUCUUAAAUAAAUAGAUGUUGAUGUGUUUAUUUGUGAUAUUAAUACGUAAUGUAUUAUAUAUAAAAAUAAUAUGCACAAUGAUGGACAAUACUACUGAAUACGAAGGUCCAUAAUUAGUUUCACGUCCAUGUUGCUGUUAGAUUAGAUUUUUGUACGUUUAUUAAUAAAAUUGUAAAUGUCGCUUGUGUCAAUAAAAAUAUAGAUUUGUUAACAAUAGAACCUUAUAUAUUAUUUUUUUGGCUGAUCAGUAUUGUUCGAAAUUUAAAUCGCUCAUUGUCAGAUUUGUGUUAAUUGAUAUUACAAUAAGGACUUACUCACUCGUCAAAUUUAUAAUUAUGACAAUUAAAAUUUUAAUUACUGAUGUGAAUAUAUUGAUCGGCCUAGCGAUAAUUUAUGCUUAGUUUAUCAUUUUACGUUGUUAAAUAAGUUAUUGAAAGUAUUAUAAAUGACGCUACACUACGUUUAAAUAUUGUAAAAUAUUAUACUGUUAAAAAGUAGACGAUUCCAAAAAUGAUUUGGAAAGAAAUUUUAACCUCAAAUUAGUAUUCAACUAGGGAAAUAUAAAAAUAAAAUAAAAAUUAUGUUUAUUUUAAUUCGAAACGUUCUAUGGAAACGGAUAGUUGUUUUAUUAAUCAAAUAAUAAUUAACUAUCAUUUCUAUUAUUUUAUCAUAAGUCGAUGUAAAGCUUUAAAUUCACUUAGCUUUAAUAACCGAAUAAAAGUUAUUAUUAUAUUUAAAAAUUAAUAGUAACUUUUAUUUUACUAAAAGUAAAAUUAUGUAUUUUAAGAUAUCAAA
Nymphalis io (European peacock) is the source of this 2569-nucleotide messenger RNA. Its product is annotated as rho-related GTP-binding protein RhoN-like. Gene Ontology annotation, biological process: small GTPase-mediated signal transduction. The transcript is spliced from 8 exons. NCBI's taxonomy places the organism in Eukaryota, Metazoa, Arthropoda, Insecta, Lepidoptera, Nymphalidae. The record is from RefSeq and is a predicted model, not a curated record. Gene Ontology annotation, molecular function: GTPase activity; GTP binding. The coding region runs from base 274 to 969 and encodes 231 amino acids.